Molecule: messenger RNA, 2017 nt
Organism: Toxotes jaculatrix (banded archerfish)
Lineage: Eukaryota; Metazoa; Chordata; Actinopteri; Toxotidae
Product: heparan sulfate glucosamine 3-O-sulfotransferase 5
Exons: 4
Coding region: 495-1532 (345 amino acids)
Molecular function (GO): [heparan sulfate]-glucosamine 3-sulfotransferase activity
Source: RefSeq, a predicted model, not a curated record
AGGAGGGCGCUCCCGAUACAAGUGGACUUCAGAAAGGGCUUUGUGUUUCCCCUCACAGCCCGGUAACAACGUGAGAAGGUAGAGGGGUAACAAUCCAGUCGCGACCGGACGCGUGCUCACUUCUUCCUGUAUGUUUUUUUGCGCACCUGGCUGCUCAAGCGCGCGCGCUGCACGCCGAGCGGAACAUCCUCUCAGCUGGAGCCGUCUUGACUUCCACGCUGCUGCUGCUGCUGCUUGUCCCCUGUAACCUGAACCCACAAGGCUCCGGAGGGGAUGUGGAGAGGGAGGCUCUGUGACCUCCGCUGCAUCCCGGCUGGUCCUCCUGAGUCCUGAGAGCCCGCCUGGAAGGGUAGCCGCCGUGUCCCGAUGAGGAUGCCGAACAGAUACUGUAUCUGUGUGUGUGCAUAAAGAAGUAUCCAGGUGCUAAACACCACCUCUGGCAGUCAUGAGGAAUAGAGGGCUGAAGACGCAGUCCUGAAGAUUGAUGGAGGGCCAUGCUAUUCAAACAGCAGGCAUUGCUGAGACAGAAGCUCUUCGUUCUGGGCAGCCUCGCUAUCGGAAGUGUUCUUUAUCUCGUGGCCAGGGUUGGGACCUUGGAUAGGCUACAGCCUAUUUGCCCCAUUGAAAGCAGACUGACCCCCCCUGAGCCAGAGCAAAUCCCUCUCCGCACCCUGCAGUUUAAGCGUGGCCUGCUCCAUGAAUUACGUAAGGGCAAUGCCACCAAAGAGCAAAUCCGCCUGCACAACCUGGUCCAGCAGCUGCCUCGGGCCAUCAUCAUCGGGGUGCGCAAGGGGGGCACCCGUGCCCUGCUGGAGAUGCUCAACCUGCAUCCGGCAGUGGUUAAGGCUUCGCAGGAGAUCCACUUCUUUGACAAUGACCAAAACUACGCCCGCGGCAUCGACUGGUACAGAGGGAAAAUGCCCUUCUCUUUCCCUCAUCAGAUCACCAUUGAGAAGAGUCCUGCUUACUUCAUCACAGAGGAAGUCCCUGAACGCAUCUUCAAGAUGAACUCCUCCAUCAAGCUGCUGAUCAUCGUCCGUGAGCCCACGACCAGAGCUGUAUCUGACUACACGCAAGUUCUGGAGGGCAAGGAGCGCAAAAACAAGACCUACCACAAGUUUGAGAAGCUGGCCAUCGACGCUAGUACCUGUGAGGUGAACACAAAGUACAAAGCUGUCCGGACCAGCAUCUACACCAAACAUCUGGAGCGCUGGCUGAAGUACUUUCCCGUGGAGCAGUUCCACAUCGUGGACGGGGACCGCCUGAUCACUGACCCACUGCCGGAGCUGCAGCUCGUGGAGCGCUUCCUCAACCUACCCUCAAGGAUCAGCCAAUAUAACCUGUACUUCAAUGCCACCAGGGGAUUUUACUGUCUGCGAUUUAACAUUGUCUUCAACAAGUGCCUGGCAGGCAGCAAGGGUCGCAUCCAUCCAGAGGUGGACCCGUCGGUGGUGACUAAACUGCAGAAGUUCUUUCACCCCUUCAAUCAGAAGUUUUACCAGAUCACUGGUAGAACAUUCAGCUGGCCAUGAUGAGCAUUGAAAACUCCUCCACUCCUUGGAUCGGUGUUUUUUUUUUUGUUUUGUUUUUUUAAACGCCACUCAACGAGAUCUCAAAAGAUAUUUAUAGCACUUUUACUGAAUUUAAUACAAGAACGACAGUGUGACCAAAUAUAAAAAGGAACUUGAUGUAAGUUUGUUUUUAUCUGUGUGGAAAUUAAACAAAGUAGUUUGGUUUGACUAAAAGAUUCAGUUCUAAGCACUUGAUCUUACAAAUUAAUUCACCUGUCUCUCAAUGUUCCCCAUGAAGGAAGAAAAAAAAAACCCAGUACUGAACUGUGAUUAAGUAAAGAGAUUAUUUUUGUUGCUUUUUAAAAGACUAUCAAACACUGACAUCCAUGCUGUUAAGAUAAGCUUUAAGUGUGAUGCUUUUCAUAAAAAAAAAACCCUUAAAAGAUGAAAAAAUCACAUCUCAUCAACCUCAGAGUUGUUCAUUUGUUCCCCAUCAUGUUGUUCAU